CCGGCUCUCGGUGCGGGGAACCGGGGUGGCCCCCGGGGACAAUUCUGGGGGCCGGCCGGACCGGGGAGGCGGGUGCUCAGCGGGCCUCAGGGGUGAAGCCCCGCCGCCGGGAGCAGAGGAAGGUCAGGACAGGGCCUCUCGCCCCAGAGGCCUCCCACGGUUCCGAUGGCCAACAUCACCCACCCAGCCCCACCCCGCCCCCGGCUCCCCCGCAGAAAGGGGGACUCGCGGACAUCUAACACUUGGGGUGAAUAAUCGUCAGCCCCCCUUGCCCUGGGCUUCUCUCCAGACCAGUGGGGGCACCUGACCAAGACGGAGCCGCUGCCCUGCCUGUGGGGAACCGCGCAGUUCCUGGCAGGUCCUGCCCACGGGUGUAUUUAGAACCUUAGGACGGGGGUCCCUGGAGGGACGUGGGCUCAGUCAGCAGAGGCUGUGCAGGCAUAUUGAGCUGGUGGUGCCUGAGAUUCUGACACUCCUGCCUGUCGCUCUUGGAGGGAAACCCAGGGUGCCUCUGCUCAAGGCUGGGCCUUUCAGGGAAGAGCAGGGGCAGUUAUUCCUGCAUUACCAGGGGACAACGCCAGCCCAGAAAGUACCCGCGUUCCAGCCAGCGGCCUCGGCCAAGGCACGGGUUGUCAGCGGGGCAUCAGGGGUGUGCCUGCGGCCGCAGACAGAUGGGGCGAACCUGGGCUCCAGGUUGCAGAGCGGGGGCUGUGUGGGCGGCCUGCAAGGUUUCAAGGUUCCUCUGGCAGCCCUAAGCUUCCCCAGACUGAGUAGCGCGCGGCCCUCAUGCAGCCAGCCUGGGCUGGGCCUGGGCCAGGAAGCAGAGGGUCAAGGUGCAGCGGCCUGAGAAAGUGCCUCUGCAGAGCGGGAUUUCAGGAUCAGGGAAAGAGGUGGCCAGUGAGAACCAGGCCGGCAGGCGUGGACAGGGAGUGUCUAUUCACACACUCAGGCUGGAGAGGAAAACAGGAGAAGGCGGCAGUGAUGGUCGAAGGCAGCGCCUGAAACCCCUCCCCCAGAGGCCCCCACGGACCUGCUGUGCCCACCCCGCUCUGAGGCGCCUAGAAGCCGGCGGCCCCGGAGCAGUGGCCGCGCCACGCCGGCCCCCUCGCGCAGGACCCCGCCGGCCCCGCCCGCCGGCCCCGGGCCGCGCCCGCCAUGUCCUACCCGCAGUUUGGGUACCCCUACUCCUCGGCACCCCAGUUCCUGAUGACCACCAACUCCCUGAGCACGUGCUGCGAAUCCGGUGGCCGCACGCUGGCCGACUCCGGGCCGGCUGCCUCGGCCCAGGCGCCCGUCUACUGCCCGGUCUACGAGAGCCGGCUGCUGGCCACCGCGCGCCACGAGCUCAACUCAGCCGCGGCGCUGGGCGUCUAUGGGGGCCCCUACAGCGGCUCGCAGGGCUACAGCAACUACGUGACCUAUGGCUCCGAGGCGUCUGCCUUCUACUCGCUGAACAGCUUCGACUCCAAGGACGCGCCGGGAUCUGCGCAUGCGGGCCUCGCUCCGGCCGCCACCGCCUACUACCCCUACGAGCCGGCGCUGGGCCAGUACCCCUACGACAGGUACGGGACCAUGGACAGCGGCUCGCGGCGGAAGAACGCCACGCGCGAGACCACCAGCACGCUGAAGGCCUGGCUGCAGGAGCACCGCAAGAACCCCUACCCCACCAAGGGCGAGAAGAUCAUGCUGGCCAUCAUCACCAAGAUGACCCUCACGCAGGUCUCCACCUGGUUCGCCAACGCGCGCCGGCGCCUCAAGAAGGAGAACAAGAUGACCUGGCCGCCCAGGAACAAGUGUGCGGAUGAGAAGCGGCCCUGCGCAGAGGGCGAGGAGGAAGAGGGCGGCGAGGAGGAAGCCCGGGAGCAGCCCCUCAAGAGCACCAAGGGUGAAGAGCCCAUCUGCAAAGAGAAGGAUCUGGAGCUCAGCGACUUGGAGGACUUCGACCCCCUGGAGGGGGAACCCCCAGAGUGCGAGCUGAAACCGCCCUUCCAGCCCCUGGACCGAAGCCUGGAUAGAGUCCCCACCGCACCAGAUGGCCCCAGCGCCCCGGGGAAGGAGGCUCCGGGGGCCCUCCGGAUGCCCCUGGCCGCUGGGGGAGGGGCCAGUCUGGACCAGAACCUGGAGAGGGCCCGAAGCUGCCUCCGGAGUGUGGUGGCUGGGCCGGAGCCACAGCCGAGCUCGGGCGCGGGGGGCGGCCCACAGGCCUGUGAGCCCAAGCUGGGCUUUGCUCCGGCUGGGGUGUCGGCAGGCCUCGAGGCCAAGCCGCGCAUCUGGUCCCUGGCGCACACAGCCACCGCCCUCAGCCAGACUGAGUUUCCCUCGUGCAUGCUCAAGCGCCAAGGCCCCGCUGGCCCUGCGGCCCCCGCCUCAGCACCCGCGGCCUCCUCCUCGCCUGUGGCCCCAGCUCCCGCAGGUGCCCUGGACAGGCACCAGGACUCCCCGGUAACCAGUCUCAGAAACUGGGUGGACGGGGUCUUCCACGACCCCAUCCUCAGGCACAGCACUUUGAACCAGGCCUGGGCCACCGCUAAGGGCGCCCUCCUGGACCCGGGGCCGCUGGGCCGCUCCCCGGGGGCGGGCGCCAACGUGCUGACGAAACCCCUGGCACACUCCUUCCCGCCUGCUGCGCCCCACGACGCCCCCACCUCCAGCGCAGCCAAGGAGCUGCUGGCCAUGCCCAAGGCCGGGGGCAAGCCCUUCUGCGCCUAAUUGGCCGGUCGUCUGGGCCAGGAGGGCGCCGGCACGCAGGCUGCAGGCUCCAAAGUGGCCAACUCUUUUUCUACCGAGUUUCCAAAGCGAGGCAAGAGCUUGGCAGAGCUCAGGCCGAGAACCCACCCUGGAGGGAGGAUCUGGACGCAGGCUCCCGGGGCCACAGACCAGCCCCCCGAGCGCCUGGACGUGAGUCAGCCAGGCCAUGCCAAACUCGGGGACCCGGCAGGACAGGGCUGCUCUCAGAGCAGCAGGGAAACACCCUGAAGCAUAAGGUUUACGUCCAAAAGUUUACACGCAGGAGACGUUUCCGUCUGAGGCCUGUUGUGUUGCUGUCUCCUUUAGGGCUGGAGGCUCGCCUCUGUUCCGUUUGAGGACUCCUCAGCCUGCUGACCUUCUGAUCUCAUCCUCAGCACAUACUUUUCACCAACAGCACUUCCACCGAGUUUACACUAUUGCACACUCUGAACUCAAUACAAGUAUGUUUUUUUAAUGUAUGUUCACACCAGUAAUUGCCUGCUUCGGAGGCUGAUAUAACAAAACCAAUAAAACCGAGUGAUGGUGUUUGCAUUGCAAAA
Messenger RNA from Hippopotamus amphibius kiboko, 3287 nucleotides. It is a transcript of the gene IRX4, whose product is annotated as iroquois homeobox 4. NCBI's taxonomy places the organism in Eukaryota, Metazoa, Chordata, Mammalia, Artiodactyla, Hippopotamidae. Gene Ontology annotation, biological process: neuron differentiation; cell development; regulation of transcription by RNA polymerase II. Gene Ontology annotation, molecular function: RNA polymerase II cis-regulatory region sequence-specific DNA binding; DNA-binding transcription factor activity, RNA polymerase II-specific. The transcript has 6 exons. Bases 1156 to 2709 code for a protein of 517 amino acids. The record is from RefSeq and is a predicted model, not a curated record. Gene Ontology annotation, cellular component: nucleus.